Messenger RNA from Volvox carteri f. nagariensis, 2038 nucleotides. RefSeq lists its product as uncharacterized. NCBI's taxonomy places the organism in Eukaryota, Viridiplantae, Chlorophyta, Chlorophyceae, Chlamydomonadales, Volvocaceae. The transcript is spliced from 6 exons. Gene Ontology annotation, molecular function: FMN binding; chorismate synthase activity. Gene Ontology annotation, cellular component: cytosol. The record is from RefSeq and is a predicted model, not a curated record. Bases 1 to 1236 code for a protein of 411 amino acids. Gene Ontology annotation, biological process: chorismate biosynthetic process; aromatic amino acid biosynthetic process.
AUGGAAGUUACUCAACGUCUUCUAGGGCGCCGUGCGCGCGUCGGCUACACUCGCCAUUGCUCCCGCUCACUUCGACUUAGCGUGCACGCCGCUGGUAGCACCUAUGGAAACAACUUUCGUGUGACAACCUUUGGCGAGUCUCAUGGAAAGGGGGUUGGCGGUGUUAUCGAUGGUGUGCCGCCACGUCUCCCAAUUACCGAAGAUGAAAUUCAGCUGGAGCUUGAUCGCCGAAAGCCUGGUCAAAGCAUUAUCACAACGCCACGCAAGGAGGAUGACAUUGCGGAGAUCCUUUCGGGCGUGGUAGACGGUAUCACGCUCGGGACCCCAAUUGCGAUUGUGGCCCGCAACAAGGACCAGAAGUCGCAAGACUACUCAGAGAUGGCAGUGGCUUACAGGCCAAGCCAUGCUGAUGCCACCUAUGACUUCAAGUAUGGCAUCCGCGCGGUAGCUGGUGGCGGCCGCAGCUCAGCACGAGAAACGAUUGGCCGGGUUGCCGCAGGCGCCGUGGCUAAGAAGCUUCUUAAGGUUAUCGGUGAUACCGAGAUCCUCGCCUUCGUGUCCAAAGUCCGGGACAUCGAGUCACACGUGGACCUCGCCUCCUUUACCUUGGAGGACGUGGAGUCCAACAUUGUGAGGUGCCCGGACCAGCAGGCGGCCACGAAGAUGAUCGAUGCCAUCAACGAGGUCCGCACCCGGGGUGAGAGCUGCGGAGGGGAGGUGACGUGUGUGGUCCGCCGCUGCCCUAAGGGCCUGGGGUCACCCGUGUUCGAUAAGCUGGAGGCGGAGCUAGCCAAGGCCAUGCUCAGUCUGCCGGCCACAAAGGGUUUUGAGAUUGGCAGUGGCUUCCGGGGAGCCGCCAUGUUGGGGUCGGAGCACAAUGACGAGUUCUACAUGGACGAGCAUGGCAGGGUUCGCACCCGCACUAACCGGAGUGGGGGGGUCCAGGGCGGUCUGAGCAACGGCGAGGACAUUGUCAUCCGAGUGGCCUUCAAGCCCACCUCCACCAUCGGGAUCAAGCAGCGGACCGUCACCAGGGACGGACAGGAGACGGAGCUGCGGGCGCGGGGGCGACACGACCCGUGCGUCGUACCGCGCGCUGUGCCUAUGGUUGAGAGCAUGGUGGCGCUGGUGCUGGCUGACCAGCUGUUGCAGCACUUUGCCCAGUGCGAGCUGCUGCCAAGGGAGGGGGCCGUGGGGGCGGACCCAACUGUCGUAAAGCAGUUUGCGCGCGCGUAAGGGAGCGGGCACGAGAGGGGGCGAGCUGGGGGCUGAGGGAGUGAGCUGGGAGGGGUGAAAAGAGGGGAUACGGCUGGAUUGGGAAAGAAGACGGACGGUGGUGCGGAUGUUGAUGGGGUUAAGCAUGAACGAGGGAUUGUUGUGAGCCCCACAGCAAUACCACCGCCUGUUCCUUUGCGUCAGUGUUGAUGCGGAUAUGGAUGUGCAGCGCUUUGAGGAGGGGUAGUAAGGAACUGCGCGACUGUGUGUAUGUCGAGAACAAAGCGCGUCGGCAAAAAAAAACUUGGCGAAGCGGAAAGGCUUGAGGGUGGUGUCCUGAGGCAGUGGGGGCGUGUAAUGAUCACUGGUGCAGACGGGCAAAACCCAUCGUGGGGGCGGCAGGGCAGCGCACGGAGAUGUGUGGCUGGAGCUGUGGUGGGAGAGGCGCUGCUGGUGACACGGGGGCGAGAUGUGACCAUGCGCAAGUACGGCUACGUGGACCACAGUGAACUGUUCCGAGUGUGCGGACCUACAGACGGACGAACUGCCGAAGAUGUGGACCUGUAGGGGUUCAUCCCGCCGCAAGGUGGAAGCCCCAGAGCUAUGUUCCCUCAACAGGGAUGGGGUGCGACCUUCCACCUAAGGGGGGCCCCUCCGGCCACGGCGGUGGCGAUGGCAAGAGAUGGCGGGCCUGUAGGGCGGGGCGGGGUGUGUUUGGGAGGAAAGAGAAGGGGCUGUGGCGGGUUAUUAAUCUAGUGCGGAUUGAGAAGGGGAAUCUUUGGGAGGCUGCAGCCCGGCUGUGACGCACCAGAUCAGUGAAGCC